Erinaceus europaeus (western European hedgehog) is the source of this 3599-nucleotide messenger RNA. It is a transcript of the gene ATP1A1, whose product is annotated as ATPase Na+/K+ transporting subunit alpha 1. Gene Ontology annotation, cellular component: membrane. The coding region runs from base 208 to 3273 and encodes 1021 amino acids. Gene Ontology annotation, molecular function: ATP binding; ATP hydrolysis activity; P-type sodium:potassium-exchanging transporter activity. The transcript is spliced from 23 exons. NCBI's taxonomy places the organism in Eukaryota, Metazoa, Chordata, Mammalia, Eulipotyphla, Erinaceidae. The record is from RefSeq and is a predicted model, not a curated record. Gene Ontology annotation, biological process: intracellular potassium ion homeostasis; potassium ion import across plasma membrane; proton transmembrane transport.
GGCAGCAGCAGCGGUAGCAGCCCCGGCGGCGGCGGCGGCGGCGGCGGCGGCACAGCGGCGGCAUCGGCCCGAGCCGCCGACCGUCCUCCCUCCCUCGCUCGCUUGCUCGCUCGCUCCCUCCUCUCCGCUCGCCCGGGAGCCGUGCUGCCCGCUCCUCUCUAACUCUUCAGCCGCGGGACCCGGCGCCGGGCGCGCUGCACCGCCACCAUGGGGAAGGGGGUUGGACGUGAUAAAUAUGAACCUGCUGCCGUGUCAGAGCACGGCAACAAAAAGAAGAUGAAGAAGGAGAAGGAUAUGGAUGAACUCAAGAAAGAAGUUUCUAUGGAUGACCAUAAACUUAGCCUUGAUGAGCUUCACCGCAAGUACGGAACAGACUUGAGCCGAGGAUUAACAACUGCGCGAGCUGCUGAGAUCCUGGCCCGAGAUGGACCCAAUGCCCUCACUCCUCCUCCCACCACUCCUGAGUGGGUCAAAUUCUGCCGGCAGCUGUUUGGGGGCUUUUCAAUGCUACUGUGGAUUGGUGCAAUUCUGUGUUUCCUGGCUUACGGCAUCCGAGCUGCCACUGAAGAGGAAGUUGAUAAUGAUAAUCUUUAUCUCGGUGUGGUAUUAUCAGCUGUCGUCAUCAUUACUGGUUGUUUCUCCUACUAUCAAGAAGCUAAAAGUUCAAAGAUCAUGGAAUCUUUCAAAAACAUGGUUCCUCAGCAAGCUCUCGUGAUUCGAAAUGGUGAGAAACUGAGCAUAAAUGCAGAAGAAGUUGUUGUGGGGGAUCUGGUGGAAGUAAAAGGGGGAGACCGAAUCCCCGCUGAUCUCAGAAUCAUAUCUGCAAAUGGCUGCAAGGUGGAUAACUCCUCCCUCACUGGGGAAUCGGAGCCCCAGACCAGGUCUCCAGAUUUCACACAUGAAAACCCUCUGGAGACAAGGAACAUUGCCUUUUUCUCAACCAAUUGCGUUGAAGGUACUGCACGUGGCAUCGUUGUGCACACUGGGGACCGCACCGUCAUGGGGAGGAUCGCCUCUCUGGCUUCAGGACUGGAAGGAGGCCAGACUCCCAUUGCUGCAGAAAUCGAGCACUUCAUCCAGCUCAUCACGGGUGUGGCUGUGUUCCUGGGGGUGUCCUUCUUCAUCCUUUCUCUGAUCCUGGGGUACACCUGGCUGGAAGCUGUCAUCUUCCUCAUCGGUAUCAUUGUAGCCAACGUGCCAGAAGGGUUGUUGGCCACUGUCACGGUAUGCCUGACCCUUACUGCCAAGCGCAUGGCAAGGAAGAACUGCUUGGUGAAGAACUUAGAAGCUGUGGAGACCCUGGGUUCCACAUCCACCAUCUGCUCGGAUAAAACUGGAACUCUGACUCAGAAUCGGAUGACAGUGGCCCACAUGUGGUUUGACAAUCAAAUCCAUGAAGCGGACACAACAGAGAAUCAGAGCGGUGUCUCAUUUGACAAGACAUCAGUCACCUGGGUCGCUCUGUCCAGGAUUGCAGGUCUUUGUAACAGAGCAGUGUUUCAAGCCAACCAAGAAAACCUGCCUAUUCUUAAGAGGGCUGUUGCUGGAGAUGCCUCAGAGUCGGCGCUGUUGAAGUGCAUUGAGGUGUGCUGUGGCUCUGUCAAGGAGAUGCGCGAGAGAUACGCCAAGAUUGUGGAGAUACCCUUCAACUCCACCAACAAGUACCAGUUGUCUAUUCACAAGAAUACCAACACAAAUGAGCCCCGACACCUGCUAGUGAUGAAAGGUGCCCCAGAAAGGAUCCUGGACCGCUGCAGUUCUAUCCUUCUCCACGGCAAGGAGCUACCCCUAGACGAGGAGAUGAAAGAUGCCUUCCAGAACGCCUACCUGGAGCUGGGUGGCCUCGGCGAGCGAGUACUAGGUUUCUGCCACCUUUACCUGCCAGAUGAACAGUUUCCCGAGGGGUUCCAGUUUGACACUGAUGAUGUGAACUUCCCUGUUGACAAUCUUUGCUUUGUGGGGCUUAUUUCCAUGAUUGACCCUCCCCGGGCUGCUGUUCCUGAUGCUGUGGGCAAGUGUCGAAGUGCUGGCAUUAAGGUCAUCAUGGUCACUGGCGACCAUCCAAUCACAGCGAAAGCCAUUGCCAAAGGUGUGGGUAUCAUCUCAGAAGGCAACGAGACCGUAGAAGACAUUGCUGCCCGGCUCAACAUCCCAGUGAGCCAGGUCAACCCCAGAGAUGCCAAGGCCUGUGUGGUGCAUGGAAGUGAUCUGAAGGACAUGACCUCAGAGCAGCUGGAUGACAUUUUGAAGUACCACACGGAGAUCGUGUUUGCCCGGACCUCUCCUCAACAGAAGCUUAUCAUUGUGGAGGGCUGCCAGAGGCAGGGUGCUAUUGUGGCUGUAACUGGGGAUGGUGUAAAUGACUCUCCGGCUCUGAAGAAGGCAGACAUCGGGGUUGCCAUGGGGAUUUCUGGCUCCGAUGUGUCUAAGCAAGCUGCAGACAUGAUUCUUCUGGAUGACAACUUUGCCUCAAUUGUGACUGGAGUGGAGGAAGGUCGUCUGAUCUUUGAUAACUUGAAGAAAUCCAUUGCCUAUACCCUAACCAGUAACAUUCCAGAGAUCACCCCCUUCCUGAUAUUUAUUAUUGCAAACAUUCCACUACCCCUGGGGACCGUCACUAUCCUCUGCAUUGACUUGGGCACAGACAUGGUCCCUGCCAUCUCCUUGGCUUAUGAGCAAGCUGAAAGUGACAUUAUGAAGAGACAGCCCAGGAACCCUAAGACGGACAAACUAGUGAAUGAGAGGCUGAUCAGCAUGGCCUAUGGGCAGAUUGGUAUGAUCCAGGCCCUGGGAGGCUUCUUCACCUACUUCGUAAUUCUGGCUGAGAAUGGUUUCCUUCCCAUUCAACUGCUGGGCAUUCGUGUGGACUGGGAUGACCGUUGGGUCAAUGAUGUGGAAGAUAGUUAUGGGCAGCAGUGGACCUAUGAACAGAGGAAAAUCGUGGAGUUCACCUGCCACACAGCCUUCUUUGUCAGCAUCGUGGUGGUACAGUGGGCCGACCUGGUUAUCUGUAAGACCAGGAGGAAUUCUGUCUUCCAGCAGGGGAUGAAGAACAAAAUCUUAAUAUUCGGCCUCUUUGAAGAGACCGCCCUUGCUGCUUUCCUUUCCUACUGUCCUGGAAUGGGUGUUGCCCUGAGGAUGUAUCCCCUCAAACCUACCUGGUGGUUCUGUGCCUUCCCUUACUCUCUGCUCAUCUUUGUGUAUGAUGAAGUCAGAAAACUCAUCAUCAGGCGACGCCCUGGAGGCUGGGUGGAGAAGGAAACCUACUACUAGACCCCCAUCCUGCACGCCGUGGAGUAUAUGCCACAAUGCACCCACCACCCGCCCCCUCUUUGUGUACUUCAGUCUUGGAAUUCAGAAUUCUACCCUGGUAGGAAAGCACCGAAGCAUGUGGGGAAGUGAAGAUGUCCCGGAAUGAAGCAUGUAGCUAUACGGGGGAGGGAGGGGGGAGGGCUGCCUGAAAACCAUCCACCGUGGGAGUGACAACGGGGAAGGUUUUUACGUGCCUUUUUGUUUUUGUAAAAAGGAUAACUUGGAAGACUGAAAGAACUACAUUUUAUAUCUGGAUUUUUACAAAUAAAGAUGGCUAUUAUAAUGGA